CCCGGCUGGCGGGGGCAGAUUCAUUCGGGAGCUGGAGCCUGGAGCUAGAACAAGGUGUCUACCGUUGGCGCGACGUCUCUGCUGAUUGGCUGGCCCUCGCCCCACCCCACCCCCACGUCGCGCCCCGCCUCGCCCUCUGCGUCGCCUUAGGCUCGCCCCCGGGUUCUCCCUUCCUGACCCCUGGCCGCGGUUUACCGGCCCCCGCGCCGCGGUAGCUGUGUGCUGCUUGUCCCGUGGCAGCUCCAGCACGGCCAUGGGGUCCCGGGCCUCUACGUUAUUGAGGGACGAAGAGUUGGAGGAGAUCAAGAAGGAGACUGGCUUUUCCCACAGUCAAAUCACCCGCCUCUAUAGUCGGUUCACCAGUCUGGACAAAGGCGAGAACGGGACUCUCAGCCGGGAAGACUUCCAGCGAAUCCCAGAACUUGCUAUCAACCCACUGGGGGACCGGAUCAUCAAUGCCUUCUUCCCAGAGGGAGAGGACCAGGUAAACUUCCGUGGCUUCAUGAGAACUUUGGCUCACUUUCGACCCAUUGAAGAUAAUGAAAAAAGCAAAGAUGUGAAUGGACCAGAACCACUCAAUAGUCGGAGCAACAAACUUCACUUUGCUUUUCGACUAUAUGAUUUGGAUAAAGAUGACAAGAUCUCCCGUGAUGAGCUACUGCAGGUGCUGCGCAUGAUGGUUGGCGUGAAUAUCUCGGACGAGCAGCUCGGCAGCAUUGCAGACAGGACCAUCCAGGAGGCUGACCAGGACGGUGAUAGUGCUAUUUCCUUUACAGAGUUUGUCAAGGUUUUGGAGAAGGUGGAUGUUGAACAGAAAAUGAGCAUUCGAUUUCUCCACUGAAGGACUUAAGACCAAACUGGCCCUUGCUGUCCACUAUUUUAAGAACUGGAACGUGAGAGUCUGCCUGUCCACCAGCCCCACCUCCACCCGCUACUCCCUUAUCCCGGAAUACUAUAACUGUUGCAUGACAACCCCAAAUAUAUUCUGUCAACACAA
Molecule: messenger RNA, 997 nt
Organism: Erinaceus europaeus (western European hedgehog)
Lineage: Eukaryota; Metazoa; Chordata; Mammalia; Eulipotyphla; Erinaceidae
Gene: CHP1
Product: calcineurin like EF-hand protein 1
Exons: 7
Coding region: 254-841 (195 amino acids)
Molecular function (GO): calcium ion binding
Source: RefSeq, a predicted model, not a curated record